UACCUGCCACCGAGUAUGGCAGUGCGCAGGCGCGGGAGUUCCAAAGCGAAACUGACUACGAACCAGACUGCUGCUCUACGGUACCGGAGAAACGUUUAACAAACUGAUAUCAGGCGUCCAGAAUGUACAGCCUAAGUAAAUGGUUUGGGAGCGAAGUGGUUGUAAUGACGGACUGAAAGACAUUUAUUUACUCAAAGGAAUGCGGAUGAGGAGUUUCUACAGUGUGAACGGCAGUAAUGGCUGUAGUCUCCGCAUCUGUGAGGAAUUUAAGCUAAAGUUGAAGGCCAAGGGUCAGACUGAGGUGAUGUUACCAAACCAAUGUGACUACCUCCUGGCCUUCUGUACCAUCAGUACACGGCCGGGUAUUGAUAUCCAUGAGACUAUGGAGAAAUGUCCAGGUGGAAAGCAGGUUAUUUUGGUGGUGCUACAUCAUACCUAUGACCAUGGAAAGUUUGUCUCUCCCAAGGCAAAAGAGAUUUCAGCAAACAUCCUCCUCAGUGUGGACGUCAUGUUCUAUGAGGGAAAGAUGCUGGAAUGCCCCCACAAUGAAAGGGAAUUUGAUAAGAUCCUGAAAAUAGUUGGAUACCCCUAUUCUACGUUCAACCGUUUGAAAAACUGGGUCAUCCGCAUGUGCUAUUGGUUGGUAAAACCGAAGGUGCUGCUGGCUAUUCUCGUGUUCGGAGGGACACUGUGGUUUAUUUUCUCCAAUCGAGAAGUACCAAAGAAAGAUCGCAGUCUCUUCCGCAAGGACUCUGCCAGUUUAUGGAACUACUUGCCAACAUUUUCGAGUCCAUCACCUUGAUGAAUCUAGUAAUUAAGGAUGCUGUUUGUAACAUGUUGAUGGAUGUAAUUAUUCCAGGUGCUGUAGAUAAGAUUUGAAAUAGCGGAAGAGAGCAAGCCAAACAAAAAUAUGUUCUCACCGAGCAUUCCACUCACUAAUAGCUGAAUGAUGCAUGGCAUUUCUAUACAAUUAUUAAACUCUAUAUAAUAUAAUAAUAGAUCUUAAAUCUAUCAUUUAUGAAUUAAAUACAUCAAAACGUCUAACUAUAAUCUAGAUAAAUAGGGUUUGUUUACAACCAACUGUGUUAAUGUGUUGCACCAAAUGUGUAUCCAAUUCAUAAAGGAAAUAAAAUACUGAAGAUAUAUA
Messenger RNA from Gadus morhua (Atlantic cod), 1147 nucleotides. RefSeq lists its product as uncharacterized. Bases 140 to 802 code for a protein of 220 amino acids. The transcript has 7 exons. NCBI's taxonomy places the organism in Eukaryota, Metazoa, Chordata, Actinopteri, Gadiformes, Gadidae. The record is from RefSeq and is a predicted model, not a curated record.